Messenger RNA from Aspergillus nidulans FGSC A4, 822 nucleotides. RefSeq names its product trans-2-enoyl-CoA reductase (NADPH) TSC13. The transcript has 3 exons. Gene Ontology annotation, biological process: lipid metabolic process. The record is from RefSeq and is a predicted model, not a curated record. Lineage: Eukaryota; Fungi; Ascomycota; Eurotiomycetes; Eurotiales; Aspergillaceae. Gene Ontology annotation, molecular function: very-long-chain enoyl-CoA reductase activity; oxidoreductase activity, acting on the CH-CH group of donors. Gene Ontology annotation, cellular component: endoplasmic reticulum membrane. The coding region runs from base 1 to 822 and encodes 273 amino acids.
AUGAGCCGCGGAUGGGACAUGGUACUAAGCCGAAUAGCGAUAAUGGCCCCGAGUAUGGUUGAAUUAAUGUUCACACUGACUGUUCAGUCACGGGCUGUUGCAUCGACUCAUGAUUACUCUUGCUCACUGUUUGCGUCCCUAGGUCCCCAGAUCAGUUGGCGCACUGUGUUUAUUGUCGAAUACUUCGGCCCUCUAGUGAUUCCAAUUCUUUUCCUCUACCCACUCCGCCCGUACCUCUAUUACAACUUUGAUAAUAUUCCCCAGCCAACUGACAUUCAACGUCUUGUCUGUGCGCUUCUCGUCGUGCACUUCCUGAAGCGCGAAUACGAAACCGUCUUCGUCCACCGCUUCAGCAAUGCUACGAUGCCGGCGCGCAAUAUCGUCAAGAACAGCGGUCACUAUUGGCUUCUAGCCGGCUGCAACAUCGCCUACUGGGUUUUCCGACCUGAUUCAAGUGCGGCAACUGGGCGCGUCAGCCCUGCCCUAGUCUACACUGGUCUCGCCCUCUACGUAUUCGGAGAACUGGCAAACCUCAACACUCACUUGGUGCUACGUAACCUCCGCCGCCCAGGUACUACCGAACGGGGUAUCCCUUCCGGAUUCGGUUUCAGCGCUGUGACUUGCCCGAACUACUUUUUCGAGGUUGUCUCUUGGGUUGGCGUUUACCUUGUCAGUGGGCUGAGUUGGAGCGUGUUGUUCUUUAUCGCCGUCGCAGCUGGGCAGAUGGCUCUUUGGGCAAAGAAGAAAGAGCGUAACUACCGGAAAGAGUUUGGCGAUAAGUACAAGCGAAAGAGAUAUGCCAUGAUCCCCGGUUUGAUUUAG